Limanda limanda (common dab) is the source of this 3579-nucleotide messenger RNA. Its product is annotated as pleckstrin homology domain-containing family A member 1-like. The record is from RefSeq and is a predicted model, not a curated record. The transcript is spliced from 12 exons. Gene Ontology annotation, molecular function: PDZ domain binding. Lineage: Eukaryota; Metazoa; Chordata; Actinopteri; Pleuronectiformes; Pleuronectidae. Bases 180 to 1448 code for a protein of 422 amino acids. Gene Ontology annotation, cellular component: cytoplasm; membrane.
GCCAGUCGUCCUGCUUCACUGGGAGAGAUGGGCUGAGACUCAAGAGGACACCACCGACACCACCACCGACACCACCACCGGCCACAGACCGGGAGACUCCGGAAUUCUUCCCAGUUCCACUUGCCCUUGCUCCUCUCCACUCCUGGCCCCAGCAGGCCAGGGAAUGUCCCGGCGGCGAGAUGCCUUACGUGGACCGACAGAACCGCAUCUGUGGCUUCCUGGACAUCGAAGAAAAUGAGAGCAGUGGCAAGUUCCUGCGGCGUUACUUCAUACUGGACACACAGCAGGGAAGCCUGGUGUGGUUUAUGGACAACCCGCAGAACCUGCCUGUUGGUUCUGAAUGCGUCGGUUCUUUCAAGCUCACCUACAUCUCUAAGGUCAGCGAUGCCACAAAGCUGAGGCCUAAAGCAGAGUUCUGCUUCGUCAUCAAUGCCGGGAUGAGGAAGUUCUUCCUGCAGGCCAAUGAUCAGCAGGACCUGGUGGACUGGGUCGACGCUCUCAAUAAAGCCACCAAAAUCACUGUGCCAAAGUCGCUUGAUGGCCAACAGAAUGCAGAGAACCAGAAGGUUUUGCCAGAAGUCGCAGGACCAAAGAAACAAGUGUCUUAUAAGACAGAGAUAAUUGGAGGAGUCCCAAUCGUCACCCAGACACAGCGUGACGGCGGUGAUGGUGCAGACAGAGCAGAGCGAGACGCCAUGCAGCGCUCUCACAGCCAGCUGCCGUACUUCCUGAGCAGGCCGACUCAGGAACACAGCGUCAUAAAGUCAGGUUACUGUGUCAAACAAGGAGCUGUGAUGAGGAACUGGAAACGUCGAUAUUUCCUACUGGAGGAAAACUCAAUGAGUUACUUCAAGUCUGAUCUGGAGAAAGAGCCUCUGAGAAUGAUCCCUCUCAAGGAAGUUCACAAAGUCCAGGAGUGCAAACAGAGUGACAUUAUGAUGAGGGACAACCUGUUUGAAGUUGUCACCACAUCAAGGACAUUUUACAUACAGGCAGACAGUCCAGAGGAGAUGCACAGCUGGAUCAAGGCGGUCUCAGGGGCCAUUGUGGCCCAGCGGGGGCCCGGGAGGUCUGCAGCCACAGAACAUGGCAGCCGUUCCACUUUCUACCGCAGCUCCUCGGGCCCCCCCGUCCCUCGCUCGCCCAUAUCUGCCAUGCCACCAUGCAACCCAGAGUGGGGGGCUGCUGUCACGUGCACACGCGCACAGCCUGGCGUGGGACAGCGAGCACUUCAUGAGCCUGCUGCCGCGGCCCAGUCACAGCCACACGCCAGCACGCCUGUCCCUGCAGGAGACACGUCUGGCAAAGUGACCUGCAAGCCAUCUGUGACCACCAUCACCAACUCGGAGGAGUCACCGUGGCGACGGCGGAGCAGCUUUGAGCCCUGCAUGCCUGAACCAGAACCUGUGGACUUGGAUGACGCCGACUUGCCAGUGAGCGAGGUCUGAGCCGGAGUGGAACUGGAUAUUAAAACGUGUUAAUCUGGAUGGAUGUUGAUGUUGGAUGGACGAAGAGGAAACCGUGCACGACAGGUGCAAACAAAUGAGAGCAGGUGCUGGUUUUCAAACAGAAGCUGUUGGCAGAUCACAAACUGCUGAGCUCCUCCGUCAGUGCCGUCAGUGUGCGAGAGAAACAUGUUGGGUCACCACUGAACUGCAUUUGUGUGCCAAAGACGACCCACUCUUUACCUACGCCCCCACCCCGCCUGCCUGCUGUCUCACAAUGGCAUAUUUAUUUACCAAGAGAAGACGUCGACAAACAAAAGUACAAACCUUAGUUCACUUGUGCGGAUUAGAUUUCAGUUGCAGACCUUUAUUUGAACCUGUACAGUGAUGCGUUCAGCGGCAUCUGUGGAGAGGCGGAGUUUUGUAAACCACUUUGUUCCAAGACUAAAGGCCGAAUUAUAGUCGUUUUUUACGCACGCACGCACGCAGCUUCUACGGACUCGUUUUGGUUUAUAGGUCCCCCACAGUUGCGCGUGUUGCAACGCAAUUCACCGCCAGACCACUAGGCGGAGUAAUGUUUGUUGUUGAAGUCGGCUCUUCUUCGUGUGUGGCACACGUUUAUUGACAUCGCCACCGCGGCUCCUCAGAGCCUUUUUCUGGCGGACAAAUCCGCCGGUUAGUGACGGGUUAUACUAGUGGUCAUAGUUUCGGAUCUUUUCUGCCAAGUGCUCUUUUAUUUGGUCCAUAUUCGUUCUUCUAAAUCUUCCGUGGCUUCCGCAGUUUCCGGGAUUGAAACCGGAAAUGCGACUCCGGACGGGAUGAAGUAAGCAGACCAAUCACAAGCCUUGCGGGCUGCGUGAGGCUCGCGUCGCUUUGUCGUAUAGUCAGAAAAAUUGGCUGACGCACGCAAGCCGCAACACGCCCCCCGCAAGUACGCGAGGGGCGUGUUGCGUCACUUGCGUGCGUGCGUAAAAAGCCGAGUAUAAAUCGGCCUUAAUAAGGGAGUUUUUAAUGGUGCAAGGUGUUUCCUCAUAUCUUAAAUAAGUGUUCGAACUGAGGACUGGCUUUUCAUAACCUCUCUAAUUUAAACAGUGUGGUCCGUUCAUGCUCAUUAUUUUAACACUGGAUUUAGGACUAGAUGCUAAAAAAUUUAAAAACAAUAUGUAUAUGAUCCAGAGUGUUUGAUAAUGCCAGACCCAAUGUGUUUCAGCCUCAAAGCUUCAUUUAGUCCGAUGUUUUUUUUAGUUGACAAAUGUUUAGAUUUUAAACUUUUUCUGUUUGAAUAUAGUGGAGGGUUAAGGUCAGUAGUUUGUCCGCCGUGAGUUGCAUAGUUGACUGGUAUUGACCUCAAUCUGAAGUAGACUACAUGUAAAUGUACAGUUUUUACAGUUAUUCCACAAGCAGAGUUCUGUGCAGAGGCAGAAAAAAGAAAGAAGAAAAAAAAUUGAAAGCGUUCACAGUUUAUUCAUCACUUCAAAACCUGAAUCAGCAUCUUCACAAACUUUGUGGACUCGUGUUUCAGACACUGGAAGACAUGGGUGGGGGGAUAUAGAGCAACAUUGUUGUAAGUAAACACAAUGUACAAGACAUGAGCUUGUAUGCAUUUUGUAAAUCAUAAUAAUAAAAGCAGCGUUGUGCUGGGUCAGCUAUAGAUGAGCUUCAUGUCCGGACAGACUGGGUUCUAACUGGUUUACGUGAGUGAACGAAAGCUGCAGUCAGUUGUUGGAAGAAUUGAUGAAACUGUACAACACCACGCAAACAAAAGAAUCAAGCUCAGACACUUCCAUUGCAUGUUAACAAGUUAACGAUUCCUCAGAUUGUCUUUUUAGUUUUUGUUGACCUGCGGCUCGUCUGUGUGUUGUUUUGCAGGAUAGAGCCGUGUGCAUCAGAAUUAUUUUUAUAUGCUUUUAGAUGUUUUCUUGAAUCCGUGUUUAUCAUCCCAGUAGCAGGCAGGUUUUAUUUACAAUGUCCCAAAUAACAAACACUAAUCUUUCCUCUUUUUUUGUUUAAGUGCCUGCUCCAUUUCAUCCAACAAAGCCAAGCUCCUUCACCCCUGUUCAGUCUCGUGUAAUUGGUUUGAAUUGUUUCUAUUUAUUAUGUGGAUGACUUGAAAGAAAUAAACACUGAAAAUGUG